AUGACGCCAAAAACGUUUCUCCUGGUUCUUUUCGGGAUUGCAGGGGCGGCUCGAUCGAGAGUUGACGUCUUGGAAGGGGAUACGGUGAGAUUCCUGCCAGCUGGGGAAAUCUUUCAACGCGAUUGCGUCAUGGGGAAUCAAACGAUCACCAAAUGUAACGAGGAAAAGCCGGAAAAUUGCGGGAAAUGGAUUGAUGUUGGGACAGGACUUCCACCAAUUGACGAGGUUGGCUCGGAAACCGUUUGGAAUGACGAUGAGCUGGUGAUCAAGAAUCUUCAACGGGCUGAUGCUGGCAAUUACAAAGAUCCGGAAACUCCGACAAAUGAGGAUCAAGGCGAGCCGUUGAUUCUAGAGGGAGACAUUGAGAAGAUCCCGACUGAUGGGAACACUGUGAUCACUCUCAUUGUUCAUUCGCACGAUGAU
This is a messenger RNA of Mesorhabditis belari, 423 nucleotides long. Lineage: Eukaryota; Metazoa; Nematoda; Chromadorea; Rhabditida; Rhabditidae. The record is from the annotation of a GenBank genome assembly.